Anopheles bellator is the source of this 367-nucleotide messenger RNA. RefSeq names its product endonuclease G, mitochondrial-like. The record is from RefSeq and is a predicted model, not a curated record. The transcript is spliced from 2 exons. The annotation marks the transcript as partial. Gene Ontology annotation, molecular function: nucleic acid binding; RNA endonuclease activity; metal ion binding. NCBI's taxonomy places the organism in Eukaryota, Metazoa, Arthropoda, Insecta, Diptera, Culicidae. Gene Ontology annotation, biological process: apoptotic DNA fragmentation. Gene Ontology annotation, cellular component: mitochondrial inner membrane; nucleus.
AUGGCCUCCAAUGUAGUGUCCCGCCUAUUGGUGCUGCUACUAUCUCGACAGCUAUUUCGAGCGGCGGAAGGUGCCGGUCGAUUAUCACCGGUUAACGUGAGCCGGGUUGGUCAGAUCAUGAAGUACGGGUUUCCCGGAUUGGACAAUGUGCGUUCCUUCGAUAACUACGUGCUAUCGUACGACCGGCGAACGCGUGUCGCGCACUGGGUAUUCGAACACCUUACGCCGGACUCGGUCAAACCGAACGAUGCGGUGGAUCGGGCCAAAUCCGACUUUAAAGCGGACGACAGCAUUAACCCAUUUUUCCACUCGCUCAACACCGACUACAAAGGUUCCGGCUUCGAUCGUGAACACAUGUCGGCGGACG